UUUCAUCUGACGUCACAAAAUGUCUGCCAUACCCCCGCUUUCGUUAGUAUAAAGCCUUUAAAUACAAGAUACUCGCGUAGUUUUACACAAAUGGAUGGCAGGAAUAACUUAUUUAAUAACAAAUUAGUUUGAUAUUACGAUUUUGUACACGCCAUGUUUGGUAAAUCACUAAAAAACUUCCUCACCAUGGAUUUCACUAUGUGUUUCCAGAAGAAAUUUAUGUGUUUUUUGAUGGUGGUCUGUUCGGUACAGAGCCUGCAGUUAGAUAGCCAAGCAUCGACACGACGACCCAGGAUUACGAAAUACAGCAAGACUACUAUAACCCCUGGAUCAACGGAAGCACCAACCGAACGAAGCCUUCUGACAGCAACCUACCGUCUUCAAGGAAGUGGAGGAGAGACAUGCAUCUUGCUGGUUGUGGACGCUUUACUGGACAUCUCCUACAUGACCAAACUUAAUGAGCGCGCUGACGCGAACACUUUUGUGCCUAAUAACGCUGUUGCUAGUGGUUCCUGCAAGGAUAGUGAUUUGGAAACAUUGGUUCUUUCGUUCAAGGAGUUUGCAUUAGAAUGGACUUUUGCCAAGACCCCAGGUGGAGAACGUUGGUAUGUGGACAGCAUCAGACUAACCUACAACUCCAGCGCACGAAUCCUCGAACACGCAGCCAAGCAAGGUCGGAGGGUCACACUGUCUACUGGGCCUCGAGCACUACUUUUCCCCACACCUGUUGGCAAAUCCUUUGACUGUCCUGAUGAAUCUAUUGUGGAAUUGUUGGAAGAAGAUGCUGGAAACCCCAACACAGCGCAUCGUGCUAAGCUCUACCUUCGUCAAAUGCGUCUCCAGCCAUUUAUGUUCCGUCGUGAUGGUCUGUUUGGUCCACCCUGGAAGUGUUCUGAUGCCAACCGAACCAGAUCGGAAACGGCACCAGUUGCGGUCGGCUCAGCACUGGCUAUAGCGACCGCUGGCACUCUCAUAGGCUAUGCAAUCUGGCGGUAUUUGAAGGUUAAAAAAGUACAAUACGACACUAUGGAAUGAAGGGGUUGAAUGCGUUCUGAAUUUAAAUCUUACUGUCUUUGGUUUAUGGUUUUAAAUUCAUUUGGUUUUUAUUCUUUAUAUUUGUCUGUGUCGCAUGUGCUGUCGAUAGGCUUUGUAAAAUUCGUCUGUGUGGCCAGUUCGAAUAUUUAUGGCCAGAGUCUAAGAGGUUGUAUUUUAAUUGAAUAUCAAAUAUCUUAAACAUUUGAUAUUUAAUUAAUCAUUUCAUAAGGGUUUGUCAUACAUUAAUGAUGGAGUUGGAAUGCGUUUAUCUAGAGCCUUAAAACACGGCUGGAAGUAAAAAUUCUUUCCAGCCGUGUGUUAUUUUGAAAGAAAUUUUUUUUCUCUUAAUAUUAUAAAAAUUCCAUGAAAGUAUUCUGGGACAUUCCUUGUUCAGAACGCAUUUAAAUUAUAAACGUCCCAACAUAGCCAAUGGUAGAGUCCCCCGCAGUGUUUUAACGAUAUAUGGCACACAACAUCAUAUCUAUGCACAAUGUACAGUUUUCCAAAUAUUUACUUACGGCACUGACUGUACAAAUCUAUACUAGUCCUAUAAACAACGCGUCGUAUCGAUACUCCCAUGUUAUUGUUGAAAGUUGAUAAUGUUAUUCGUGAUGACCAUAGAAUCACGAAAGUUUGAUGAAUUCUGCAGUUAUGGACAAUUCGAGUUAAAAUAAACUAAAAUCGUAGCUAAUGCUGCGUUUCAGUUUAGUUUAGUUUAAAGUCCAGCUGAAUCAUAGUGGUUUAAAAUUUCAUCAAGAGAUAUAUAGUUGUUUAAAGUUGUUGAUGGUUGAUAAUAAUGUAUAAAUGUAUUUAAUCGUCAUAUAAUCCUAGUUGUCACCCAAAACUCGGUGUACUAAGAUUCAAAUUGUCAAAGCACUUUGACAGAUGUCAGGUAAGUGCGCGAUGAGAAUGGGCCUUUGUCUCUUGUCUUUGAAUCUUACAUAAAGUGACUUGUAUCACUUUAUCAUAUAAUAUACAAAAUCUAUAUUUGAAUAUUCAAUAGUUUUAACGGAAAUGUGAAUCAGAGAAAGUACAUUGAGUAUUGGGUAUUAUUUUUACUAACAUAUGUACUCCAAAGAAACUCUUAGACUAGGAUUUCUCGUUUAUUUUUAAGAGGUAUAAAAAAGAAAAAUCCCUAUAGGGUUAGGCGAAUCGAUAAAAUUAUUCGUUUAAUAAGUGUGUUGUGUAUGUUAGUCAUUAGUUGUGCGCCUAACAAUUUUAGGGAUAUAAUCUGCGAGUGAGUAAUUAUCCUUGUGUACAAAGCGCUAAGGAGAGAUAAUGUCAUAUUGCACAAAGCAUUCGUAGUCGUGGAAAUUAUAAAAAUACCCACUAAGUACAUGCUUUCUAGAUCUAUAUAAUGGGCUUAGUCUUUAUAAGAAGACAUCGAUUGAUGAAUGCUAUCAUAGCACCAAUUAAGAAGUAUGUAAUUUUAAUUAAUUGAUCGAAAUGUGUGUGAAAUGCUUGAAACGCGAUUAAAAUAUAUUAAUCGAAAUUAUGAAUAAGAGAGAGGUACUGAAGAAAUGUUUGCGAAUAUUACGAGAAAGUAAAUUCAAAAAGUAAUGCAGUAGGUAGAUUACAAAACAUAGAUUCAUGAAAAGUAGUUUCUGUGUGAUUACUAUUGUGUAUAUUUUAGACUAUGAACAUAUCACAUGAUAAUAAAUAUACUUUAUAAUUUAAUCAUUUUAAGUAGAUAUUAUUGAAGGUAAGUAUAUAUAAUUUUUGUUAUCAAUUGUUUGCGGUGUAGUAAACACUGAUAGUACGUGUACAAGCAAUAAUACUUUUUUAUUCGACGCCGUCGUUGCGACAAAAUGGCUGACUCGAUGUUGUAUUGUGCGCAAAACUUGGCUCCACUAGUGUAUAAUUAAUUAUAGUUUAAAUAUUUAAUAGCUGGUGAUAUUUUGCUAGAGUUAAUUAAUUGUAUUAUGCCUAGGUUAAGGGUGUUCUUGUAUAAUCUUUAACUCGUCUAAUUCAAAUUUCUGCCGUGUUGCUUACAUUUGUUAUGAAAACUUUUGCUAUCCAAACUAUGUUACUUAGUAUAUAUUUUGAAAUCGUUUUGAAAUUUUAAAUUAAGCCUAAUCUAAUUUUAACUACCUCUUACUUCCAAAUUUUUGAAUCACUCUUCUGUGUACAGAAUUGACGUUCCAUGUAAGUAAGACCUAAAAAACUUAAUCAGCCUAAAUCACUAUCGCUAUGUAAACACAAUUUUGAAAGAAUGUGCAGGUCGGAUAGAAUAUAUGUUUUCGGAGAAAGGUUUUACAUGUAACAUCAAAUAUAUUUUUAUGAAUAUACGAUUUAAGGCAAGGGCGAAGUUGUAAUGUUUGCCCGAAAUGUGUAAGUAAAUAAUUUAUAACAGAUUUAAGUAUAUAAACACUAGUACCAAGUUUUGCUAGUUAAGGUUUGUUGUGUGUAACGCUUAAUUGUGAAGGCUAUUUCUUUAAUAUAUUAUACUCAUCAAUUACUCUAACAUAUCGUUUAAUCAGAUUAGUAUUAAGUUGUAUAUCGAUCGCUGUUCGAUCAUGUUUACUUUGUUAGUGAUCUGUUGUAUACAAACUAACUAAAAACGUUUCGUAUCGUUUCGUUUUUAGUUAGUUUGUACAACGUUUAGUAUAGUUCUUAGUCUGUGCUUAGUGCUGUAUAAAGCUUUCGUUUUUGAAUCUCUUGCUUUUGUAUUUUCGAAUUUUAUACAAGUGCUAAUCGUUUCGAAUUACAUGUAGCACUAUAUUUUAAUCUUGCACUAAUUAGUUUGGAUUCUUGCGGUGUGUUACUAUAUGUGCUGAUAUGGUUCAAUAGUCUUAUAUGAGUUCAGAUGAGUGCCUAAUUCUCACCAACAAACGAACAUAGGCCAUACGCUUUUAAUAAAUUAAAUUUAUAAUUAAUUAAUUUUUUUCUUAAACAUAUGAUAUUUAUUUCCUACACACAAUACAGUGACGCUGGCAGCAUUUCCUCGCUGUAUUACAAUACUUAUUUGUUGAGCGAGGAAAACACCAGUUGACCUCUCAGACAGAGAAAAACACUCUGCUCAGCUAUUACUGAAUAAAGUUAAAUAAGAACUAUUAGUGUGUAACAAACAUUUAUAUUAUCAGUCUUGUAGCCUAGUAUCAGCGAUAUAGUACCAGCACUUCCGCAAUUAAUGAGCGAAAGCUAAACGUUUCUGAAGUGUUUUCAAAUAAUUGAGAUGUCUAUUUUCCUAAUAUUUUGUAUUGGAUCCCUGUAGCUGUUCCCAAGUUAGUUUCUUAGCGUUAUAUAUCGGUGCAUUUAUAAUGAUAAAUAUUGUACUAAAAUAUUAUAUGCCAUACGAUUUGUCUUCCAAUAACAUUGAUCUUAUUACAAUAGUGUAUUGUAGCUUUUAUUGAUGUCGCGUGUUAUAAUUGAAUGAGGCUUUGGUUGUUGUAUUUUAAAACGGUUGUCAAUUUCGAAGAAACACCAAAUUUGUGAAGUAUUUCAUUAAUUAUAACACGUGCGUAUAGUGCAAAAGUGGUGGUGUUAUAAUUUGGACUAAUUGUAACUCUUACUUUCCAACGUAGAUACUUUGGUAUGUUUGGUAUUGUUUGAACUACUGUUUUUAUUGUAUUUGAUGUUCUAAUAUAACACACACCACUGAUUAAUUGUAAGUGACAUAUCUCAAAAAUUAUUGUAAUUUAGUGCGUUCAUUUAUGAGAUUAUCUUUAUGAAUAAAUGACGUCGAAAUCAA
Messenger RNA from Pieris rapae (cabbage white), 4726 nucleotides. RefSeq names its product lysosome-associated membrane glycoprotein 5. Gene Ontology annotation, cellular component: membrane. The transcript has 6 exons. The coding region runs from base 154 to 1035 and encodes 293 amino acids. The record is from RefSeq and is a predicted model, not a curated record. NCBI's taxonomy places the organism in Eukaryota, Metazoa, Arthropoda, Insecta, Lepidoptera, Pieridae.